Hibiscus syriacus is the source of this 1218-nucleotide messenger RNA. RefSeq names its product U2 small nuclear ribonucleoprotein A'-like. Gene Ontology annotation, biological process: mRNA splicing, via spliceosome. Bases 161 to 1018 code for a protein of 285 amino acids. Gene Ontology annotation, molecular function: U2 snRNA binding; protein binding. NCBI's taxonomy places the organism in Eukaryota, Viridiplantae, Streptophyta, Magnoliopsida, Malvales, Malvaceae. The transcript is spliced from 8 exons. The record is from RefSeq and is a predicted model, not a curated record.
AGAAGAAUUUGCAACGAAGUCCAUCUUUUAUUCACUCAAUAGGAGAGUAAAGGCGCAAAGAGGCAGAGUAGUGGACUCGCCGCUCCCACAUUUACUGCAAGACAGCGGCGGCGGUUUAAGGUUUUAGCAGACGAAGAGAGAGAAAAAGAAGAAGGUAGGUAUGGUGAAACUCACGGCUGACUUGAUAUGGAAGUGUCCUCACUUCUUCAAUCCCCUUAAAGAGCGAGAAUUGGAUCUUCGAGGUAACAAAAUUGCUGUUAUAGAGAACUUGGGUGCUACCGAGGACCAAUUUGAUACCAUUGAUUUGUCUGAUAAUGAGAUAGUGAAGCUGGACAACUUCCCUUAUCUUAAACGCUUGGGCACCUUACUUAUAAACAACAACCGAGUAACCCGUAUCAAUCCCAAUAUUGGAGAGUUCUUGCCGAAAUUACAUACGUUGGUUCUCACAAAUAAUCGGCUGGUUAACUUGGUGGAGAUUGAUCCUCUUGCAUCACUUCCUAAGCUGCAGUUCCUUAGCCUGUUGGAUAACAAUAUUACGAAAAAACCUAAUUAUAGGUUAUAUGUGAUUCACAAACUCAAAUCACUUCGUGUUCUAGAUUUCAAGAAAGUGAAGGCUAAGGAGAGACUAGAAGCUGAAAACCUCUUUGCAUCCAAAGAAGUUGAAGAGGAAAUAAAGAAAGAAUCUGCAAAGACAGUUGCACCAAAAGAGGUUCCAAAUGUUUCGGAAGUUGCAGAGGAAGAAGAGACGCCAAAAGUGGUUGCACCCACACCUGAGCAAAUUAUAGCUAUCAAGGCUGCCAUUGUGAAUUCUCAGACGUUGGAAGAGGUUGCAAGACUUGAAAAGGCAUUAAAGACAGGUCAGCUUCCUGCAGAUUUGAACAUUCCUGGUUUUGAUACCAAUGUUGCUAAAGGGGGAGAUGAAAAGGGGGAUUCUGAUAAUCAGAAUGAGGCCAAUGCUGAACCGGAUAAGAUGGAUGAAGAAAAGAAUGAAGAAGCUGCACCCAUGGAACAAGAAUAGGGGUUGUGGAUUGGUGGAUUCAAUAGCAGCCAAUCACUAGCCGAACUCUUGAAUGAUUGGUCUGCAGCAAAGGAAGGGGUUAUGGAUUUUCUGUAGUAUUAAGGAUUUUGGUUAGCACUGAGGUAUAUUUUAUUUGGAUAUUGAGUUUGGAUUAGCACUUUUCCUGUGCUAAUGGAUGGUUUUGAGAUUAACAUCUCACG